CUUCACCCUAACGCCCUCAAACCCUAUCCAAAAAACCUAGUCUUCCCCGCCGUCGCCGUAUCUCUGUAGGUUGGACAGGGUUUCGAUUGUGUUGCUCCGUCAUGUCGAAUUUCCGGGAACUGAAGAAGACGUUGAAGCGCCCUGAAGGACCAAUCCAGCACUUUAAUGCAGAGGUCGAGAGGGCAAUGGAGGAGAUGGAAGCUGAGGACAAGGAGUUUGCGGAGCUGGAACGAGAGUUUGAGGAGGAAUCGAGGAUGCCGCGGGCUCGAAUUGGAAAAAUCCAGCACUUUAAUGCAGCGGUCGAGAGGUCAAUGGAGGAGAUGGAAGCUGAGGACAGGGAGUUCGCGGAGCUGGAACGAGAGUUCGAGGAGGAAUUCAGGAUGCCGUGGGCUCGAAUUGGUACUACCACCCGAAGUAGUGGAUGUUUGAUGCCUCCCCCGUUAAUUUUACUGUCUUCCUCCAUGGUUCUAAUUAAGUUCAGUUUUCGACUAUCAGGAAUCCAGCAUUUUAAUGCAGCGGAGGAAUCCAGGACGCCGCGGGCUCGAAUUGGAUCAAUCCAUCACUUUAACGAAGCGGUCGAGAGGUCAAUGGAGGAGAUGGAAGCCGAGGACAAGGAGUUCGAGGAGCUGCAACGAGAGUUCGAGGAGGAAUUCAGGAUGGAGCGUGCUCGAAUGGGUACUGCUCCGGAAGUAGUGGAUGCUGCAGCUUGGCACGGCAAUGGUGCACCUCGUGCUGCUGGUGGAGGUCUUAGGCGCCCGAGAGACACACAUCCGGAGGCUUAUUGGCAUCAAAGGAGAUGACAGAUUGCUGCUGUUCGGACAAAAUCAAAGAAAGUUAACUCUUAGAAGGACAGUGAUCAACGGUUUGUUGAGCCGAGUUGUUAGAGUCACAAUCAGUUUAUGUCAUAGAACGUUUUCUUAAGAAUUACGGAGGUCACGUUGUUAAGUUGAAAGUUGAAACCGAGAUGAGUCGAUUGAGUUAUGUAUUCAAAAGUUUGAUUAGCAUUGAAUAAAAUUUGUGGGAUUCAGCUGAG
Linum tenue is the source of this 1033-nucleotide messenger RNA. NCBI's taxonomy places the organism in Eukaryota, Viridiplantae, Streptophyta, Magnoliopsida, Malpighiales, Linaceae. The record is from the annotation of a GenBank genome assembly.